Silurus meridionalis is the source of this 3302-nucleotide messenger RNA. RefSeq names its product SWI/SNF related, matrix associated, actin dependent regulator of chromatin, subfamily c, member 1b (gene smarcc1b). Gene Ontology annotation, biological process: positive regulation of DNA-templated transcription. Gene Ontology annotation, molecular function: histone binding; nucleosomal DNA binding. The record is from RefSeq and is a predicted model, not a curated record. The coding region runs from base 126 to 3062 and encodes 978 amino acids. Gene Ontology annotation, cellular component: npBAF complex; SWI/SNF complex; nBAF complex. The transcript has 28 exons. Lineage: Eukaryota; Metazoa; Chordata; Actinopteri; Siluriformes; Siluridae.
UAGACGUUCGGGUGAACUCAGCGCAUGCGCAGAAUGUUGCGCAUGCGCGUUUAACUUUUUUCAGGGUCGGGCGAGUUUCGCUCCACCGGGCGGUGUGCGUUGUGACACUUCCUCCCCGUGUAACAAUGGCGGCGCAGACCGCGGGGGCAGGAGCAGGCUCAGCGGGGGAGAUGGUGGCCGGUACCUCGGCGAUGAACCGGAAGAAGGACGGGGGUCCAUGUGUGGAGUUCUGGGAGAGUGCGGAGACCGCGGCACAGCUUGACUCCAUCCGCUCUUGGAUCGGGAAACAUUACAAGAAGUAUGUGCAGGUUGAUGCUCCUUCCAGUAAGUCCCUCUCGGUGCUGGUGGUCCAGCUGCAGCAGUUCCAGGAGGACACGUUUGGGCGUAAAGCGAGCGAGCCUGGUCUCAUGAAACUCCCGGCGAAGUGUUUUUUGGAUAUGAAGCCUGGAGGAGCUCUGUGUCACAUCCUUGGCUCAGUGUACAAGUUUAAAACGGAGCAGGGCUGGCGCCGUUUCGACCUGCAGAACCCCUCCAGAGUGGACCGCAAUGUGGAGAUGUUCAUGAGUGUGGAGAAAACGCUGUUACAGAAUAAUCUUCUGAGCAGGCCAGUGGUGUAUCUGUCUCCUGAGCUGGACCAGAAGCAGACCAGCAAACUCAAGGACAUCGUCAUGAAACAUAAGGGUUCAGUCACAGAAGACCGCUUACAAGCCACCCAUCAGAUCUUCCCCACUCCUCACUCUGUAGAUGAAGAUUGGUUCCGGCCUGUAUUGCGGGUGAACCAGCACGUGAUGGUGCACUGGGGCAUGUAUCCGGACAGUUACGACACGUGGCUGCCUGCCACUGAUGUGGACGUGGAUGUAGAGGAAGCUCCGACCUCUGAACGACCUUGGAAGGUCCACGCUAAGUGGCUUCUCGACAUGGACACGUAUAAUGAGUGGAUGAACGAGGAAGAUUAUGAGGUGGACGAUGGCAGACGGGGCAUGAGUUUCCGGAGACGUGUCUACCCCCGAGAUGAGGAGGAAUGCAGGACCUCAGGAAAGAAGCGAAGACACUCCCCGUCUCCGCCCGCAUCUGAGUCCAGAAAGAAAGGAGGAAAGAAGGGUUCCUAUAAGAGGCGGGGCCAACGGGAAGAGGCGGAGCCAGAAGAAGAUCUGACCAAAGACAUGGAAGAUCCAACACCAGUACCGAACAUGGAGGAGGUCAAGCUGCCAAAAAACGUAAACCUGAAAAAAGACAGUGAGAACACACCAGUGAAAGGAGGAACCAUGGCUGACUUGGAUGACCAGGAGGAUGAGUUCCUGUCAGGAGUGAGGGAUGAGGAGGACCAGGGCCGUGAGUUUGGUCGUGGGCUGGAAGGAGAGGAGAGCGCCACAGAGCAGACUCACCACAUCAUCAUCCCCAGCUACGCCUCCUGGUUCGACUACAACUGUAUUCAUCAGAUAGAGAGGAGAGCACUGCCCGAGUUCUUCAACGGCAAGAACAAGUCCAAAUCACCAGAGAUAUAUUUGGCGUAUCGUAAUUUCAUGAUCGACACGUACCGGCUGAACCCCCAGGAGUACCUGACCUCCACCUCCUGCAGACGGAACCUUACAGGAGAUGUGUGUGCCCUCAUGAGGGUCCAUGCAUUCCUGGAACAGUGGGGUCUGAUUAAUUACCAAGUGGAUGCUGAGAGCAGACCUCUCCCUAUGGGUCCACCACCAACACCUCAUUUUAAUGUUCUCACAGACACUCCAACAGCCCUGGUUCCUCUACAACAUCGCCCUCUACAGGUCUCAGCCUCUCAGCAUAUGCUCCAUUUCCCAGAGAAGUCCAGAGAAAAACCUUCAGACCUUCAGAACUUUGGCCUCCGGACUGAUAUUUAUGCGAAGAAACAUCCCAAGCCUAAAGGAGCGAAUGCAGGACGUGAGUGGACAGAACAGGAAACUCUGCUGCUGCUGGAGGCAUUAGAGAUGUAUAAAGAUGACUGGAAUAAGGUCUCGGAGCAUGUGGGCAGUAGGACACAGGAUGAGUGUAUCCUGCAUUUCCUGCGCUUGCCUAUAGAGGACCCGUACUUGGAGAACUCUGAGGCGUCUAUGGGUCCUCUGGCCUACCAGCCUGUUCCCUUCAGCCAAUCAGGAAACCCGGUCAUGAGCACCGUGGCCUUCCUCGCCUCUGUCGUGGACCCAAGAGUGGCUUCUGCUGCUGCCAAGGCAGCCCUGGAGGAGUUCUCUCGUGUUCGAGAACAAGCUUCUCCGGAGCUCCUCAAUGCCCUGAGCCUGAAAGUCACAGAACCUGCUCAGAGUUUAGCAGAACUGGAGCCGGCCUUCGGAAUGCGCUCCAGUACCACAUCCAGCACCGAGACAGAACAUCUGGAAAAGACCGAUGGAAGCAAACUGGAGAAGCUGGAGUUUGACACGGAUCCCCAUGAGAAGGCCCUGGGGGAGAGCUCUGGAGGAGAGGGGGAGAGGGUGAAGAACGAGGAGAAGGAGGAGAUGGAAGGAGAGAAGGGAGAGGAGAGCAAAGCAGAAGAAGGGAUGGAAGUUGUCCAGACACAUGUGGAGCAUGGAGAGAGAAGGAGGAGGGCAGAACUCGAGCUGGUCGAAGCGAAUAUUGCCACCGCGGCUGCAGCUGCCCUGGCAUCUGCUGCCACCAAGGCCAAGCACUUGGCCGCUGUGGAGGAAAGGAAGAUCAAGUCCCUCGUGGCGCUGCUGGUGGAGACGCAGAUGAAGAAGCUGGAGAUCAAGCUGAGGCAUUUCGAGGAGCUGGAGACCAUCAUGGACCGUGAGAAAGAGGCUCUGGAACAACAGAGGCAGCAGUUACUCUCAGAGAGGCAGAACUUCCACCUGGAGCAGGUGAAGUACGCUGAGCUAAAGGCACGGCAACAGCUGGAACAGCAGCAGGGGGGCGGAGCCUCACAGAGCAGCGGGCAGGCGUUUAACCCUCUACAUCAUGGUCGUACAGUGGGUGGUGGAGGGGCGGGGCAGAUGUUGGAUGUCGGUGCUCCUAAUGGCACAUACCAAACUCCACCAUCGUCGCAGUCUGAAGGGGCUACGCCCAUUUCCCGGCCCCCGCUGGACAGCUGAGCUCAAACCCCCUAUCAGCAAUCAUCUCCCCGGGUUCCUGCGUCCUCCAUGCCCAUCAGUGUUGUGUCCUGUCAGUGAAGUGUGUGUGUGUGUGUGUGAGUGAAGUGUGUGUAGCUGCAGGAGGAAGUGAAUCUCUUCUCUCCGUGCAUCUCGUUCACCUCUAGAUGUUUGUAGCUCGGUUUUUGUAUUGAACCUCACGCCAAUCCAUUUUCCUUUUCUAAAUAAAAAGUAUCGAGUUUC